This is a messenger RNA of Sinocyclocheilus rhinocerous, 1165 nucleotides long. Its product is annotated as protocadherin gamma-A4-like. The transcript has a single exon. The record is from RefSeq and is a predicted model, not a curated record. NCBI's taxonomy places the organism in Eukaryota, Metazoa, Chordata, Actinopteri, Cypriniformes, Cyprinidae. Gene Ontology annotation, molecular function: calcium ion binding. Gene Ontology annotation, biological process: homophilic cell-cell adhesion. Bases 392 to 1165 code for a protein of 257 amino acids. Gene Ontology annotation, cellular component: plasma membrane.
CACAAUAGCAGCUAUUGAUGAGGGCUCGCCUUCUUUCUCUACUAAUAAAACACUGACUCUGAAAAUAUCUGAUGUCAAUGACAACGCCCCUGUGUUUCAGCGUCAGUCAUACACAGCAUAUGUGAUGGAAAAUAAUUCACCCGGAGUCUCUGUUUUAUCUGUUAAAGCGCAUGACAAAGACUCUGGCAAUAACGCGCGUAUUUCAUAUUUUCUAGAAGAUAUUCUCGUGAAUGGCGUCUCUGCCUCGACGUUUAUUUCAGUGAAUGCAGAGAGCGGAGAGAUUCUUGCUGUUCGUUCGUUUGAUUAUGAGCAAACAAAAUAAUUUAGUAUUCGCGUAAAGGCGCAGGACGGAGGAAAUCCUCCUCUCAGCAGCAACGUGAGCGUGAAAAUAAUGAUUCAGGACCAGAAUGACAACGCGCCUCAGGUUCUGUAUCCGGUCCAGUCAGGCGCUUCUGUGGUGGCUGAAAUAGUGCCUCGUUCUGCAGAUGUGGGUUAUCUGGUGACUAAAGUGGUGGCUGUUGAUGUGGACUCUGGACAGAAUGCCUGGCUCUCAUAUAAACUGCAGAAAGCCACAGACAGGGCGCUGUUUGAAGUGGGCUUACAGAAUGGAGAAAUAAGAACUGUGCGCCAAGUGACAGAUAAAGAUGCUGUGAAACAAAGACUCACUGUUGUAGUGGAGGACAACGGGCAGCCCUCUCGAUCAGCUACAGUCAAUGUUAACGUGGCGGUGGCGGACAGCUUCCCUGAAGUGCUCUCGGAGUUCACUGACUUUACGCACGACAAGGACUACAACGACAACCUGACUUUCUAUCUGGUCUUGGCCUUGGCUGUAGUUUCGUUUCUCUUUAUCGUGUCUAUCAUUGCCAUUCUGUCAGUCAAAUGCUACAGAUGGAGACGCGAGCGGAUGUUUUACAAAUCUGGAGCGAAUCUUCCAGUUAUUCCGUAUUACCCGCCUCUUUACGCAGACGUAGGGGGCACAGGAACUUUACAGCAGGUGUACAAUUAUGAGGUUUGCAGAACCACUGACUCCAGAAAGAGUGAUCUGAAAUACGGCAGACCUUGCAGUGAAAGCAUCAUUAGUCUGGACAGCAGUGGAACACAGACACUCACGCAUGCGCAAAGAGCAAAGCUGAAUAAUGAGGAUUCUUAUGAUCAGGUGAGCUGA